GAUUGCCAAGCUCGUCGAAGACCCAGGCGCACUGGACCCUGUUGCCGCUCCGGCGCUUGCUUCUGGGUACUAGUUUGUUCGGCUUGACUCAUGCUGUCUCCAUCUUUGCCGAAGGUGCAUCAUUGUCGGCACAGCUUCGCGCCUUUGGUGCUCGCGAGUGCGGCAAGAUUUACUACUCCAUUGAGGGCUUGCUCACGUCUCAAUCUGCCCGACUCAUCCUGGAGUCGCUGAGCCGUGGACUCGGAAAGAGCUCUCGUCGCAGCCUCGCCUAUAUAUUGAUCACAAAUCCCAGAACCUACGCCGCAAGACGGACGUCUAUGCACGCCUACAGCUCCUUCUCACGCCCAGCUGGACUGGUCCGUGGGAUGAUCGCAUCGUGGUGGAUCGCCGGGAGGAAGGCGCUUCCACCAAUGAGGAGCGGUGUGUGGCGGCUUGCACGUCUUCGGUUUCUAGAACUCGGCGCCAGUGCGCGCAAGAAGGGUGUGCUAGAGGGCAAAGCCGAUUUCACCCUUCAGGCGGGAGCAGAUUGGCUUGACGGCCAGGCCUUAUUGGGCAUUGAGGCAGCUCGAGCCCCCGUCAUCUGGAACAACGGAAACAUCUAUAACCAGCGCCACAUCUUGUACGAUGCCUAUCAAUUCCGUGGAGCCGUGCCCGUGGGCGACGAGCUGCUGGAGGCCU
Messenger RNA from Symbiodinium sp. CCMP2592, 678 nucleotides. The record is from the annotation of a GenBank genome assembly. Lineage: Eukaryota; Dinophyceae; Suessiales; Symbiodiniaceae.